AUGAAUGAAUACGUCUCAGAAAGUGCGGACGCGUCAAAGAGGAAGUCGGGAAGUGAAGACGGCAAUUACGGUAGGGCCAGCUCGCGUAGCUCAUUAUUAUUGUCGGUGUGCUUCUGCUGCACGGUGAAGAUCCCGGCCAACUCCAUGCACGGCAUGCAGCAGCGCUCAACGCCUGCAUCAAAAGACACAGCUCGGCCGAGAUGUCAGCACAAUAUGCAGUACUCAGGUCAGAAUGUCAUGAUGAACGUGAGACAGAUCGUCCGCAGGUCAAAAAGGCUGUCGUUUUUUACUACUUGGGAUGAAGCACGCAAAAGCCUCCUUUUCUCCACGAGGCCCACCACCUCCACGCAUUCCAUCAGUAAUAUCGCCUUUGGGCAAAAGUACCCGUCCCCCCUGCAGACCAGUGUAAUGUACAAGCCAUAG
This is a messenger RNA of Pseudocercospora fijiensis CIRAD86, 423 nucleotides long. RefSeq lists its product as uncharacterized. The coding region runs from base 1 to 423 and encodes 140 amino acids. The record is from RefSeq and is a predicted model, not a curated record. Lineage: Eukaryota; Fungi; Ascomycota; Dothideomycetes; Mycosphaerellales; Mycosphaerellaceae. The transcript is spliced from 7 exons.